UUUUUUUUUUUUUUUUUUUUUUUUAAAUUGACACGCCUUGUUUUUGGAGAAAACGUCUGGAAAUGUCAAGUUAAUCACCGAAAUAUCUGUCGGAACGAAAUGGGAUAGAAAAGGAGAAAUUGCGCAACAUUUCUUUGGAAAUGAACGAACUACAGAGAUUUUUACCCUUAGUCAGAAAAUGCUGGGAUUAACAUUUUCAUCUAAUUCAACUGUUGUUUUUUUUGUUUUUUUUCGCAGCGUGUCCUGUCAACGUGACCACGAUGGAAACAAGUGUUCCCAAAUUCCUCUGAGCAUUCGGUUUAAAGUGCAACUCUGAUCAUUGAUUAUAUCUGAAAUCCAGUUGUUCCCUAAAGGUGAUUUGAAGCAAAAGUUGGCUGACUGUGCUUGGAUUUUUUCCCCCCUUUAUUUUUUCGGGUUUUUCUCGGUUCAGUGAAAAUGUGAGUUUCAGCGCGCACCAGACAGUCGCCGAAAGCAGAACCCAGAUUUUCCACCGGGGGGGAACCGGGCUUUGUACCGCAGCGACGUCCUCGCUGUUCUUCUCGCCGAAAUGCCUCUGGGUGCACCGAUUCCGUAAAGACACAAGUGGAUAUUGCUUCUCCAUGGUGUUCAGCGACCAGGUGCAUCAGAGAAGGCAAUAUCUGGGCUGUUUUGUGCAUUAAAUGCAGGACACACCUUUUUGAAUGUCCGUCAAGAUUUCAGCGGGGGUACCAUGACGACUGAGGAGUGUCCUGUGCCGCUGAGGAGUAUCUCCUCAGCAAGGCCGGGGCAGAGCGAGGAAUACGGCUCGGCGCACAUAGAUGACAUCAUUGAGGAAGUGGGUCCGGGUGACGACAACGUCAGCAUCGGCAGCGACUUAAGCACUCUUGUGUUGCCCUUCCCUGAGUUGGCACCCGUGGUCUUCUUCUGCCUCAAGCAGACGACCUGUCCUCGCAACUGGUGCAUUCGCAUGGUCUCCAGCCCGUGGUUCGAGAGGAUUAGCAUCAUGGUGAUCCUGCUCAACUGUGUGACGCUUGGCAUGUACCAGCCCUGCGAGAACAUUGACUGCACCUCGGACCGCUGUCAGAUACUCCAGGCAUUCGAUGCAUUUAUCUACAUCUUCUUUGCAUUGGAGAUGGUGGUAAAGAUGGUGGCUCUUGGGAUCUUUGGCCGUCGCUGUUACUUGGGAGAUACCUGGAACAGGCUGGAUUUUUUCAUCGUCAUGGCUGGGAUGGUGGAAUACUCCCUGGACCUGCAAAACAUCAACUUGUCUGCCAUUCGCACGGUUCGGGUUCUUCGGCCCCUGAAAGCCAUCAACAGAGUCCCAAGUAUGCGCAUUCUGGUGAACCUGCUGCUAGACACUCUCCCCAUGCUGGGCAAUGUGCUGCUUCUCUGCUUCUUCGUCUUUUUCAUCUUCGGCAUCAUCGGCGUGCAGUUAUGGGCGGGACUCCUGAGGAACCGAUGCUACCCUGAGGAGAACUUCACCAUACCUUCAGGCAUGACGCUGCCAGCUCCCUACUACCGACUAGAAGAGGAUGAUGAGCGGCCCUUCAUCUGCUCCCUGGGUUCUGAUAACGGCAUCAUGUCAUGCUCUGAUGUACCAGCGAGGCGGGAAGGAGGACGCAUAUGUUGUCUGGAUAAGGAAGACGCUCUGCACAGACAGUCUCUGGGCCUGAGUCCUGAGCCACUGUCGAAUGGCAGCGGCGCUGGUGAAGCUCUGGGUUUGUGCAUCAACUGGAACCAGUAUUACACACGGUGCCAUACUGGAAGCACUAACCCCCACAAAGGAGCAAUUAACUUUGACAACAUUGUAUAUGCCUGGAUUGUCAUUUUCCAGGUCAUAACAUUAGAGGGCUGGGUGGAGAUCAUGUAUUAUGUGAUGGAUGCUCACUCCUUUUACAACUUCAUCUACUUCAUCCUUCUCAUCAUUAUUGGUUCAUUCUUCAUGAUCAACCUGUGCCUGGUGGUCAUCGCCACACAAUUCUCAGAGACCAAACAGCGGGAGCACCAGCUGAUGCAGGAGCAAAGAGCGCAGUGCCUGUCCUCUUCCACCUUAGCCAGCAUGGCUGAGCCAGGAGACUGCUAUGAAGAGCUCUUCCAGCUGGUCUGUCACGUCCUUCGUAAGGCCAAGAGGAGGUCAGCAGCUCUCUACUACACCCUAAGAGGCAAGCCUGUUCCAACUAGUAUAGGCAGGAGCAACAGGCGAGGGGGAGGGAAUGUCAAUGGAGAUCGCCAUCAUUUGAGGCACCAAAGAUCACCCAAAUGUCCGCACCAUGGCAAGCAGAACCAUGACUCCCAAGCUCAAGCUAACUCCAUCAGCCUGACUGUCCAGAGUCCUGAGGAGUGCCCUAUCUGUUUGAAAGAAGGUCAGGGGUCUGCGGGACAGGAGAAUGGGGAAGAAAAUGAAGAGGAUGCCGUGAAGGAAACAGACAAAGAGGAGAACCACUUAGAGGAGAAGAAAAAUGAGGAGAGGAGGCGAAGGAGGACAUGUUUUGGAUGUUGUAGAGACCUUUGGAAGGAUAUGAGAAGGAAACUUUGGGGUAUUGUGGAGAGCAAGUACUUCAGCAGGGGUAUUAUGAUUGCAAUUCUUAUCAACACCAUCAGCAUGGGCAUUGAACACCACAACCAGCCUGAGGAACUGACCAAUGUCCUGGAAAUCUGUAACAUUGUCUUCACCAGCAUGUUUACUCUGGAGAUGAUCCUAAAGCUCACAGCUUUUGGCUUUUUUGAGUACUUGAGGAACCCAUACAACAUCUUCGAUGGCAUUAUUGUCAUCAUCAGUGUGUGUGAGAUCAUUGGUCAGGCAGAUGGUGGUCUGUCAGUGCUGAGGACGUUCAGGCUGCUGAGGGUCAUUAAGCUGGUGAGGUUCAUGCCUGCACUGAGAAGGCAGCUUGUGGUCCUGAUGAAGACCAUGGACAACGUGGCCACCUUCUGCAUGCUGCUCAUGCUCUUCAUAUUCAUCUUCAGUAUCUUGGGGAUGCAUAUAUUUGGCUGUAAGUUCAGUUUGAAGACAGAGGCAGGAGAUACGGUUCCUGACAGAAAGAACUUUGACUCCUUGCUUUGGGCUAUUGUCACUGUAUUUCAGAUUCUAACUCAGGAGGACUGGAACAUGGUUCUCUACAAUGGCAUGGCGUCCACCUCUCCCUGUGCUGCUCUUUACUUCGUCGCCCUUAUGACAUUUGGAAACUACGUGCUCUUCAAUUUACUCGUCGCCAUUUUGGUUGAAGGCUUUCAAGCAGAGGGUGACGCAAAUCGCUCCUAUUCGGAUGACGACAGGUCCUCCUGUAAUUUUGACGAAAAUGAUAAGCAAAAAGACUCCCUUCACCUCUCAGACCCAAAGAUCUGUACCCUGACCCCUAACGGACACCUGGACAUGUCAUUGUUGCCUGCUGGUCUGUUCCCAGGAGAGAAGUUGACCUUUGCACUUGGCUCCAGAAAGAACAGUGUUAUUUCUCUUGGCAGAGCUGACCUGGAGAGGAGGGCUGCGUAUCCAAGUCGAGGUUACCACAACUGGGGCCGUCCGCUGCCUCCCCAGCCUCACCCCUUGUGGGCCCGUCGCUCCAGCUGGAGCAGCCUUGGGGGCCGACCCUGCUCCUCCUCGUCUCCCUCUGCCAGCCCUGUCUUCACGCCUACGUCUGCAAGGCCUUUUUACGGCUACGGUCUGGGGGGUCUCGGAGGGGUGGUAGGAGGAAGCCUCCGUAUCCGCGGCCCUCGUGCCUCCUCGUCUCCCCACCAUCACCAUCAUAUCCAGCCAGAUGAAGAGGAGUCCCUUCUCUCUUCACCUGCUCCCCCUCAACAUUGUCUUCAGCUGCCACAUCCGAAGCUCCAUGACUAUUUUGCGCCUCGUAGGGACCGCAGAGCUCUCUCCCUAGAGCUCCCCCACAUGCUCCAGUCUCCAGCUGGAAACCCACAGCAACAUCAUGCUCUCCCUCCCGUGAAACUCCACGCUCACCACAGGAAGAAGAGCCUUUCUGGAGGGCUUGUGAUCAGCACCGGCGGGGACUUGGAAGGAAUCCACCAGGACUGUAAUGGGAAGACGCCUCUGUCGCACUUGCUCCUUCCACCCUCCAGGCGGCAGCAGGACCAGGCCGGAGGGGUGAACCUCCAGAGCCACCUGAUGACGGAUGUCUUCCCCCAGGUCAACACACGCAGCAAGGACAGGGAGGACCUGGAUGACGACAUUGAAUAUAGCUUAUGCUUCCGAAUCCAGAAGAUGUUGGAGGCAUAUAGACCAGACUGGUGUGAGACGAGAGAAGACUGGUCCAUCUUUCUCUUCUCCCCGCAGAACAAGUUCAGACAGAUGUGCCAGUCCAUCAUCGCCCAUAAGCUGUUUGACUAUGUUGUGUUGGCUUUCAUCUUCUCCAACUGCAUCACAGUGGCCCUUGAGAGGCCAAAGAUCCUUCAAGGCAGCUUGGAAAGAGUCUUUCUCACCAUUUCCAACUACAUCUUUACUGCCAUCUUUGUGGGCGAGAUGACUCUCAAGGUGGUUUCCAUGGGACUGUAUAUGGGCGAACAAGCUUAUCUGCGGAGCAGCUGGAACAUUCUGGAUGGAUUCCUGGUUUUUGUGUCAUUGAUUGAUAUUGUUGUGUCCAUGGCGGGAGGGGCGAAAAUCUUGGGCGUGCUCAGAGUACUGAGAUUGCUACGAACGUUGCGUCCCCUCAGAGUGAUAAGCAGAGCUCCAGGAUUGAAGCUGGUGGUGGAGACGCUCAUCACUUCCCUCAAGCCUAUUGGCAACAUCGUCCUUAUCUGUUGUGCAUUCUUUAUCAUCUUUGGUAUCCUUGGCGUACAGCUUUUUAAAGGCAAAUUUUUCUACUGUCUCGGCCCUGAUGUCAAAAACAUCACCAACAAGUCCGAUUGUCUGGACAAAAAGUACAAGUGGGUCCACCAUAAGUACAACUUUGAUAACUUAGGACAGGCUCUGAUGUCACUGUUCGUACUUGCCUCCAAAGACGGCUGGGUAAAUAUCAUGUACCAUGGCCUGGAUGCAGUGGGUGUUGAUCAACAGCCAAUAACCAACAACAACCCAUGGAUGCUUCUGUAUUUCAUUUCCUUCCUCCUCAUCGUCAGCUUCUUUGUCCUCAACAUGUUUGUUGGUGUGGUGGUGGAAAACUUCCACAAGUGUCGCCAGCAUCAGGAAGUGGAGGAGGCCAAGAGACGUGAGGAGAAGCGACAACGGCGGAUGGAAAAAAAGAGGAGGAAAGCUCAGAAGCUGCCUUACUACUCCAGCUACGGCAAUAUGCGCCUGAUGAUCCACACACUCUGCACAAACCACUACCUGGACCUCAUCAUCACCUUCAUCAUCUGUAUAAAUGUCAUCACAAUGUCAUUAGAGCACUACAAUCAACCUCACUCCCUGGACCUUGCACUAAAGUACUGCAACUAUUUCUUUACCUCCACAUUUGUGUUGGAAUCCAUUCUCAAGCUCAUCGCAUUUGGAUUCCGGCGCUUCUUCAAAGACAGGUGGAAUCAGCUGGACCUCGCCAUUGUUCUCUUGUCAGUAAUGGGCAUCACUCUGGAGGAAAUUGAGAUCAGCGCCGCCCUGCCCAUCAACCCCACCAUAAUCAGAAUCAUGAGGGUUCUGAGGAUAGCACGAGUGUUGAAGCUGCUGAAGAUGGCAACCGGAAUGAGAGCCUUAUUGGAUACAGUUGUUCAAGCCCUGCCUCAGGUGGGUAACCUGGGCCUGCUCUUCAUGCUGCUGUUUUUCAUCUACGCCGCCUUAGGAGUAGAGCUUUUUGGAGAACUUGUUUGCAAUGAAGAUUAUCCAUGUGAAGGUAUGAGUCGUCAUGCUACCUUUGAAAACUUUGGCAUGGCCUUCCUGACCUUGUUUCAAGUCUCCACGGGCGACAACUGGAAUGGCAUCAUGAAGGACACAUUGCGGGAGUGCCCACCAAACCAUGACUCCGGUGUGGACUAUGGCUGCAAUCCGAGCCUUCAGUUUAUCUCGCCCAUGUAUUUUGUCUCCUUUGUGCUCACCGCCCAGUUUGUGCUCAUCAAUGUGGUGGUGGCCGUGCUGAUGAAGCACCUGGACGACUCCAACAAGGAGGCCCAAGAGGAGGCGGAGAUGGAUGCAGAAAUUGAGCUGGAGCUGGCCCAGGGCACCCUCUGUUGCAUGGGCGCCCCCAGUUGUGGGGGUUUGGGGGUUGACAAAGGACUUUUGACUGUUGGAUCGGGGCUUGGAGCUGCGCCAGGGAGAAGGGAGAGGGGCGGAAGUGCCAGAGGCGAGACGGGGGAAGGAGGGAGGAGGUUGCGGCAUCCUGUAACAAACCAGGGACCUUACAAUUCCUGUGAUUCUCCUGAGUCAUAUUCGCCAGCACAAGAGAGCCAGUGGUUGGACAGCGUAUCUCUCCUAAUCAAGGAUACAAUAGAUGGGGAGAUGCUGAUGAUCGACAACCUCUCCGGCUCCGUCUUCCACCAUUACUCCUCUCCGCCUGUCUGCAAAGACUGCAAGGGCCACCCGCAAGAGCAGAUCAGAAUGGCAGAGAUUGAGCAGGCAUCACUGAAGUCGGAGCAACUCUCAGAUAAGUCUUCGUCUCCUGCUCUCCCUGAUGACCUGAGCCUGGACGAACAUACCAGCUACAUACUGCUGAUGCAAGACGGGAAGGGAAGGUGCAGCAGCAGCUCCCAUAACUCUGAUGAGGCCGGUGGUGGAGGCGGCGGCCAUGGAGGUGGUCAUCAGACUGAGGAACAAGGUCAAGGUCAGGGGCCGUCCCUGCAAUGCAGGGCUUCCAGCUCGGACACAGAGACUGAACUGCAAGAGAUGGAAAUGCAAACAUACCACACAAAGAUGUGCUCACCUCUCUGCUCCCCUGGUGGGAUUUCCAGCAUCAGCAGCAAGGAAAGAGGCAAAGGAGACGAGGAAAAGGGGGCCAGUGGCAUUUCUACCCUCUUUCAUCUGCCUGCUGAGUUUUUCCACUCUGCAGGGGCAGCCAUCCCGAUACCUUCGCGCAGUCGGAGCCUGCGUUUGUCAAGAGGCCUCAGGCUGACCUCCCCAGCCUCUUGGGUCUCAUUCCGCUCCCCUGGAGCCCCUCGAAAGACGCUCUGUGCACAAUACCCAUCCCACAGUGACUCGUCCCUUGCCACUGGCAGCUCUGAAGGGAGCCUCCAGACAACCCUGGAAGAAGGACUGAGCUUCAGUGUUUCUCCAUCGCAGAACCUGGAAUUGCCAAUCCCAACAGCUUCCUUAUCACCCAUGUGCCCUAUCUCACAGCCUGAAGACAGAAUUACUAUUUCCUCUCCAGUUCAGGCCCUAAAGCCUAGGGUGAACCCUCCAUCUUCUGUAACCCUUCUGGCCACAAGGGGACACCAACGGAGCCAGAGCAGUGGACGAGGCAGCACAAGCCCCGGCUACAAUCGUGACGACUCCAUUGACCCCUCAGAUGAAGACUUGGGCAUAGGCAUUGGCUCCUCUAUCGGUGGUUGUGGCUCUAGCCAAGCAGGCAACAGUGAACAUUUAUCAGAGGCGCUGAGCAGCAUGUCACUGACAUCUUUGCUGCCGCCUAGCACCAUCCUAUGCCCUGGAGGACAAGUAAAGAAGUGCAACAGCACAGGUAGCCUUGACAAGGGGGGUCUUCUGCUGUCUUCCCGGUGCAGGGAAGGCCGCAGGGAAAUUAUGGGAAUGGAGCUAAUGGACCCCCAGGGCUUCUUGGCCAACCCUUGGACAGGAGUACUAGGUGACAGCAGAAGUGGAGAGGGAACUGGAGUAAUAAAAGAUGAAGAGCACAGCUUGAAAGGGAAGAGCUCAAGCCAAACAACAGUGGGGUCUUGUCGAAAAAAUAGAUGAAACCUGCUGUUUCGUUUUUCUUCGUCUUUCCAUUUCUUGGAACUAAACCCAUUGCCAUUCCUCUCACUCUCUCUGCUUCAUCAGUGAGACAGAGGUCUGAUGAAACACGAUGCUCGGUAUUUCAACACCAAAUCCUCAUCUUGCCCCUCAACUUUUUUAUAUACAUUUUUGACAAUUUCUGUAUGUGCUAUCUAGGGGAGUGGCCUUGGUUAUGGUUGAUGGUGCAGAAUUGGCUCAUAGAGUAAAUGCCCAUGGGCAGAGGAGUGGCUCCUCUGCUGUCUGAGGAGAUGUAUUCCUGCAGGAUCCGAUGGGAAGUUGUGCUCACACUGAAAAACAGCAGUGUUUGUUUACAACAGGAAGUCAGCCGAGGAGGAUGUUAGGGAGCCAAGCCUUUAAGAUGCAACAGCGAGUUAGUAUUGCUCUGAAGCAGUUUCCUCCUCUCUCUAAUGGGUUGAGUUUAUUGGGGUUGAAAAUAAGAAAUCUAAUCCAUUUCAAGAGACUCUGUUUAAAACUGUUUAUGUCUCAAAGACAGGGCUAAAUUUAGGCUUGUAGAGGACCUACUGGGAUGGAAUACAUCAAGGUGGAACGUAGACUGCGAAAGGAAGGGCAGAUGGAAUAUCUGUCUUUCCUGGCCGACCUUCAGCUUAGAUCCGACUUAAAUGUGAGGAUGAUAGAAAGUUCAGUGUAGUUCGGUCCGGGUCUGUGUUUGUGUUCCCGAGCACUGCCUCAGGUAUCCAAGGCAUGAAUUAAAUCAUCGUCAUUGCUGGCUGUACCACAUUUCAGUGUUUCUGAAACCUGACUGUAGGUCUCGACAUUGUGUGUCUGUCAACUUGGUCGUCAUGAAAAUGGAAAUAAAUUGAGGGACAGUGGAGGUAAAACUGUGCAUGACGUGAUUCGUGAAAUCGGUUAUUUUUCAUUAUGUCGCCAGCAUUUCUCACUCAUAAACAUGGAGGAAUAAGUGUGAAAGAGAGGCAGGGAGAAUGGACUCAAAAUCCUGUCUGAGAGCACCUACAUGUGUGCAUGAAGCAACAUUUUGUGCACUGAAAUGGAGCUCUAAGUGCACUCUUUUUGACUGCACUCCUUUCUCAGCAUCUUCAAGGAUUCUAAAUGAAAGGACCCUGUUGCAAAGAACCUUGACUGCAUGACGGAAUUGCAUCUAACCAUGAUUUUUAAUCUAUAUACAGAUGUGUACUAAGAUUUCAAUGUCGGGUGAUAACCAUGUGAUUCCUAUUCCACUAUUUUUGUAGACAAGAGAAUAGGCACGUUUGCGUAUUGCCAUUAAUUUGUCCUUAUUGAAUCCCUGCAGUGUCUUUGACUUGUCUAGGACUUUUUUGUCUGCCAGUGGCUUCCAAUUUUGUAACAUUUUUUUAACUGAGGGCGGUGCAUAAAAUGACAAAGCAAAAAAUUUCAAAGAAAUGUGUGCGCUGAAGUGAUUGUCCCCUGCACAUUUUCCUAUGGGAAUACUUGCUCCUCAAGGACAAUUGUUUUUUUGUCUUGGUUUCCCAUGAGUUGAAGUCUGUGGACAACCAGAAAUGGGAACAGCCAUAUUCACUCACCACUUGUGGACAUUCUAGCUCACAAACAUGACUGCAACAUUCUUUGCGUGUAGCCUCAUGACUGAAAACCUCUGACAGCAUAAACCAUCACGAUGAGAGCUUUAAUUUUAGAGUUACAUCACGACAUAUCGGUUAUGGGCACCCUACUGCACCUUAAGCAUGGUUCUGGGAUUGCAAUAGCAUAUGCUACUUUAUCACAUGAUACUUUGAUGCACUCAUCUUCUCCAUCUCAUUGUAGCAACCCUUUCUAAUUUUAUUGUUUAAUUUAAAAAAAAAAAAAUUGCAAUGUUUUUGUUUUUUUUCUCUCUUUUAAUGAAAACCUAUUUUGGUUCCGGCCAUUUAGAGUAUUGCUUCAUUCAAAAAGAGGAUUCUGAUGCCCGAGGUUGACUGUUGUUUUAAACAAUAACCUUAGUUUGAUUUUUUUUCCAAGAAUGAACAAAACAUGGAGGCGGUGUGGGAAAAUGUGAGGUUUCAACCUCAUUUAUCAUGCAAAAUCACAACGAUGACUAUGUUUUAUCACAAGGAGUUUGUUUUCAAUGGGCAAGGCAAUUAUAUGUGUGAGAGUGCGUGUGUGCGUGUGUGUAAAUAACUUCAGGUAAAGUGACUUGCCUUUCCCUGAAGUGUCCUGUUUGUCAGUGAGGAGGAUACUUGUGGUAUAAGGAUGAAGAUGAAAAGGCAAAGCAACCAAGGGCUGUUUUAGCUUCAAAGAUAUAUUGUCCUAUUAUAUCUUUUUAAGACGAAUAGUUGUCAAUGAACAUGGCAUCAAAAGGUUAAGCCUGACAACACAGCAAUAAAUGUUCCAUGUAUGUUCCCUGAGUAAAUGAUGUCAAUGUGAUUUUUAUCUCCUCAGAACAACAGAAUUCAUCAGUGUCUGUUUUCACUUUUAUUUGUCUGAAACACUCAAUUGGAAAGCACCUCUGCCCUCUCAGAUACCAGUCAAAGAAGAAGAGAUGGGCUCCAAUUGGACAACUUGAACACAUGAGGUUAUUAAACUCAGGUCGGGGGGUAAAAACCACUAGUAAAAUCUUAUACAAUAGCUGUGAAGUUGUGCUCAGACAGAAUGCAAAGCAGAAUUUUACCUGGUUUGAUUCAGUUUUUACAUUUUGCCCCGUUUCUAUGUGCUUUUAACAGCCAGAUAUGAGCUGUAACACCACGUUAAAUCUUUGUGUGAACAAAGUGUGCCUUUAUACAUUGUGCGUGCAACAGCUCAUACUGAGUCUGAUUUCAAAAGUUGCCAGUAACGUAAGAUGAUUUUAUCACAAUGCCCUUAUUCAGUCUUUUUUUCUAAUUAACUUUUUGUUAAAUAUUGACCAGAGCCAUUUUAAAUUUUUCAAAAAAUCUGGAUAUCUCUAAGGCUAACUUUAAGAUCGAAAGCUAUAUGUAGUAAAAAACUGAUACCACUGGACACAGUUUAUGCAAACUUCGGAACGAAACAACUCAUAGCAACUUGUUACAAAAUUUAUAUACAGAUGAUCCAUUACUCAUUAGCCUAGGUCACUGUACAUACAUCAAUGAAGCCUCUUGAAUCACAUGUAAAUCUUUUUUUUUUUUUUUCAAAGAAUCACAAACACAAUAUUAAGAGUGUAAAUCAGUACACAUAUUGCAGCUUACGUGAUUAUUUAUGUGUAGAGUAAUGCUUCCACCUCUACUACUGUCCUCUCAAAGUUCACUUGUUCUUGUCUGAACCUCAAAAUUACUUUUCAGAAAUAUUCUCCAUAUACACAAGUAAUAAUCAAGGUUACACCCCCAUACUCCUGUCCAGUGUUUGUCAUCAAUGGCAUCAUGUGAUAAGACUUGAAAGGCAAAAGAUGUCAAAUUUGACAGAAAACUAGUUUGUGACAGAUCUGGUCAAACUUGCCAGUUUUUCAAAUCAUAAGUCUGAGGCCAGUAACAUUGCUUGCUCUGAUCAAAUAAACCCAAAAUUUGAAUUACCUCUCUGGCUACAGAGAAAAAGGUAGCAUCAACACCAGAGUUCCAAAUUUAAGUCUUGUUGUCCUGAUCUUAGUCAAGUGAAGGACAACACUGUGGAUGCUGGGAAGAGUGAAAACCUUGUCAACAGGAGUCAACAUCCAUUAGCACAGCAGCAUUCAGGUUGCAAGAAUGGGCUCCCCAUCUAGUUGAUUCGUAGAAUGUUUACUUGAAGGUAAUUAUUUGUUCAGAGAACAUGGAAGAUUACGCCACAUCGUAAAAAGAAAGGUUGGUUGGAACAAUUGGGAAAGUACAGCAUUAGCAAAAGACCUUGUGAUCAUAUUAAGCAUUGCUUCAGCUAAGUGCCAGCACUGUGAAUCAGCCUUAAAGUUUACAGUUAAAAAGUUCUUCCUUUUUAUAUAAUUAAAUGCAUAGUCGAAUAUUGUUGAGCAAAGAUCUUUAGAUAUCAUAGUUAUGCAACAACAUGAGGAUUUAAUGUAAUCUCAAUGUUUCUUACACUGCCUCUUUAUAUUUUCAGUAUGUGCAUUAUUGUGCACAAGUAUGCGCCUUAGAAACUAAUUUGCUAACAUGUUAAUUUAUGUUUACAUUUUUUUCAUUCCAUAUUUAUAAACAAAAUUGUCAACCACACAAGAAAGUAGUUGGACACUGUUGGCUUUCCCUUUUAACAACAUUGAAUAUGUUAUGGGAGUUUUAAUAUUUUUUUUUUUUUCUGUGUCUGACAACCAUGUUCAAAAACACUUAGAAACCCAUUUUGAUCAACAGGAUUUUAUAUGAAGAUACAAAGAAACUCAGCACGGCUAAUAAACCACAAAAAUAAAUAUUUUUAAGAUUUGAUUCAAUGUAACAUUUCACUGCAGAAUUAGCUUGUAGUAAUAACUUAGUAGUUGACUAACUUUUAUAGCAUCAAGAUUUGGAAAAAAUUGCUUUUUUUCUAAAAGAAAAAAAAGAAGAAGUAAAAGUACAUCUACAGGUUUCAUGUAGGAUAGCAUCAAUUACCUUUUGCGAUAACAGCCAUUAUAUACAUUGUAAUUUACUCAUAUAAAUGCAUUAUCUCUUCUUUGAAGAGACUUUGUAAACACUUCUUUUCUCUCCAAAACUUCUGCUUGAUUGAUUAUGUUAGGUGCCAACAGAGCUAAAGGGUUUGAUUUGCAAAAUGCAAGUAUCCAGUGUCAUGCCUUCCACUUGUACUCAGACGUCACAUCUUUCCAGUUCCAAAUUGGUGUAAUUUAGUUAUACGUUUAAAAUGGAUUUAUAUUGUGUUCCUUAAGUUUUAGAACAGAAUAACAUUUAUAAAAUGCAGAAAAAUAGAUAGUUGUCUUGAAUUGUUAAUGCCAAUAGCAACCACAAAGUUACCAAAUCCUACUAAUUCUUGCAACUACAAUUUCUGGAACUUGUAGUAUAUCAUGUAAAAACAGUGAUGAAUAUCACUUUAUCAUGACAAACUUAUUUAUUCAGUACAUCUAACUGCCUCGUGUGUCAAAUCACAGCACCAGCUUUAUUUAAGGCAAUGUUUUGAUUCUAAUUACAAGAUUUGAAAUGUUGCAUGUUUUUCUCAUUACUAUGAGCUCAGGUGGGAGUGACAAUGCAUUCUUUAGAUAAAGCCAGAUGAUUUUGAUCUAAGAUUUUUGUUAUUAUUAUUUAAAAUAGCAACUUUUAACCAUAGCACAAAGACAAAUUUUUUUUGGAAAAGUGUAAUUAUCAGUUUUUGACUUUCCUGUAGUUAGAUUUGCUGUUUUUAGGCUCUACUUUAUACUUAAGUCAUAGUCAACCCAGGACCAAAACUGCUUUGCCUUCUGUCCAAACACACUUUCCAAGUGUAUAAUUCACAAUUGUACAUAUUUAUGUAUUUUGAGCUGCAUGAAUGCAUUGCUGCUAAUGAUAAUGGAAUAUAAUUAGUAUGCAUCUUAAAAGAAAAUGUACAAAGGUAAAAGAAAUGCCCCAAUGUUUUUGACCACUGCUAUGAAACCACAAAAAAAAAGAGGCAGUUUGAGUCAGAAACAGUUGUUUUGUUCUAGCACAUGACUAUAAAAAUAUAAAAAGAUUGUUUUUCCAUGAGAUGUUACACAUCUACUCUUCAUCUUGACAAACGUUAUUUACAUUGAAAGAAUUGGUCCUGACAGCAGCUGAAUCGGGAACAGUAAAAAGAAAGAAACGGAAAGCUGAAGACAGGAUGGAGACACAAGACCAGGAAGAGUCCAGGGAUGACACGGACAGCUGAGUGAAGUUAACAAACAGCGGUGAGAUGCUGCAGAAGAGGGAACUUCUGCAGACAGCUUGUCAUCGGCAGCAGUGCCCAGCGGAGCCGUCAGCGCGAGAAAGCACAUUAGGCAUACACACUGAACUCUGAGGUGUUGUUUACCUCACACCCUCGACCGGCCGGCCGGCCAGCCAGCCCUUUGCCUCAUCUAACCUCUUGAAGCCAGUUUUCCCUCCAGGCCGCUGUCCUUCAAAUGUCACAGCAAGAGUGUGGAGGUAUAUGUGCGUGAUGAGUGGAAGGUGUGUUUGCAUCUUUGUUACUCUGAAAGUGUUUUUCAUAUGUGCAGAUUUCUGGAUGUGUAAGUAAUCUCUACGGUUUUCUCAAGAAAUGCCCUGCCAUCUGACAUUUUGGGGGCUUUUCGUCUGGGUUCCUUCUGUCUGAAAAGAUUGUCCUCAUAAGAUACUUUCCUGCUGCACAAGCUCCAGUGGUGAGGAUUUGAUUACCUUCCCAUGGCAACUAGAAGACUGGCUGAGACAUGUAGCCUACUUGGAUUUUUUUUCAAAAAGCAAUUUGACUUGGAAUUAAUCUGGUUGUGCCUCAGUAACAACCUUUGUUCUGCUAACAUCAGUAUCUCAGAGCUGGAAAGGAGACCUCAGGCUAGUAGAGCUCGGUUAAACUCUUCUAGAGAUAAAAAUGGAGAAAUAUUUUUCCAAUGAAUCAGUCAAAUGUAGCACGUCUGCAUGGUAGAAAAUUCUUCAUGGUAAGAAGAGGUAUUUGUGAAAUCUCAGACAAAAAAAGAAAAAAAAUCCUCUGCCAUAUUUACGUAUGCAAAUCAAGAAAAGAAAAACCCAAACAAAGUUCUAAAACUGCAUUUUUUCAUUACAAAAAGAGACAAAACACAAAACAUUAAGUAAUCUACACCUAUGACACGAAUAAAAGCAACUUUCCAUAGCCUUUACUUAGUAGCAGAUUUAAUAUAAAAACUUAAUUUUUAGAAUGAAAACAAAUCUCACCAUGUUAUUUUAAAAAAUGGCUCACAAAGUGAAAAUAAAUUGACCCACAAUAUUAAAUUGAACAAUAAUUUAAUAGUGUGUAUUCACAUACAAAUGAAAUCACUUCAUUUGUAUAUAGUUAAAAGUAAAGAAACUUAAUAAUGUAUAGCAUUUGUACCAAACAGAACAAAAGCAAUGAGUUAUGAUCCAAAUCAGACAAAAUCACAUAAAGAAAGAAAACAAUUUCUGAAAGACCUCGGGAAAUGAGUGAAUUUGUAAUCUCAGUCAACAACAGUUACUGGCACAAACAGAUUGCAAAUGGAGUGGGAGUCUGUUCCAUAAUUGGGCCAAUUUCACAAAAAGCACAACAAAAUUUAUGCCUCAAAUGAUUGGUUGGAACAGAGAGAGGCUGGUCAGCUGACCUUGGAGCUCUUGGUGGGCAGUUAGUCUGUGAUACAGGCGCGUGCUUCCCCAUGCAGUGUCCUAAAAACUAGGAGUUACAUUUCAAAUUUUAAUUUAUGUAUGAAGGGCAGCUUGUUCUUUGAUGUGAAAUUCAGACUAAUGUGAGCAGAUACAAGGAUUUCUGUUUUUCUCACUUAAAAUUAAGACUAUACGCUUUUUAAGUUUACUUAUGCAACUAAGAGGCAUUCAUUCACAGAGCUGUUAGGGAAACUAAUUGCCUUGGCAUGAUGUGACUUGCAAGUAGCAAAGGAAACAACAACGGCAUCAAAACCACAGAGUUCUUGAUAUCCACAGACCGCAGUUAAUCUUUCCAUCACAUUUACUCAGCCAGCCAAAUUCAGCUCUCAUUGUAAAUAAUUAAAGAGUCCAACAAAGUUGGUUAAUAUCAAAAGGAACGCAUGAAAUUAACUGGAAAUUGGUUUGUGUUGCUUCUCUUCUUCUUUGAACGAGUUUAAAAUGUUUUGUCGUGUCAAGAUUUUGAUGUCUGCAUUUUUAUGCAGAAAAACUUCAGCUGCCGACAACUGAUAUUGAACCAACAUACCAAAAGAGCUCCAUAAUAUUAUUGUGUGGCCUUCAGUCUUUUUCAGCAGUUUAAUGCGGGAGAUAAAAUUCAGCGUUGGCCAAUUAAUGAGUAAUGUGAGCAGGCAGUAUAUGACCUGCCAUCUCAAACAAGUUUCAUUGACUCUAAAUCUGAUAUUCUGGGCAGCUGUGGUUGAACUAUUUCAUCCAUGGGGAGAAUAAAAUGUUGAGGGUCAGUGAACAGGGUGAGAAUUUCUACAGAGAAAUGUUGCUGGGGAUUUUUGGGGGGGUUUUUCCACCCUCCUAUGGCUGAAAAUGAAGAUAAAUGGCUGCCAUUCUGUUCCUUAAUGCAGAAAGAAGGGGCUAUUAUUGUGGAAAUGCAGCUCCUAGAUGCACUUCUCCAACUUUUUCUGUGUGUGUGUGUUCUUCUAUUUUUUUAUUCAAUUAUAUCAGCUUGCCCAACAUUUACCCAACCUACACACCUGAGAUCCGUGCACAAAUCAAGGCCGUGCAUGGAAAACCAGCCCCUGUCAGCUGUCAAGGCUAAGUGUCCAGGGAGUUGUCCAGACCCGCUGAUCCUAUCUCAGGCUCCGGGAAGAGAGCCAGAUGAGGCAGGUCGAAAGGGCUGCACAACAAAAAGAAAGAAUGGCAUGCCAAUAAAAGAAGGGGAUUGCAUAAAACAAACUAAAUAGCUUUCAAUCACGAAACGACACUUUAAUUCAGUGUAGGAAAGAAUGAUCUGAUUUUAUUUGUGCUAAUUCUGUUCUUUUGCUCCGUGUUCUCGCCCUCUUCUCUGUGGCUUCAGAAGAUGAAUGAAGCUGCUGCAAUUUCUUCAUUGCUCCCAAUCUGCUCUAAAUUUAAAUAAGCAGCACUCUGGCCUUCAUGACCUCUCUGGCACAAUUUGCAUCAGUGCCUGUGUGAGUUUAUUUCCCUGCAUCCCCCACCCCCUCUUCUCCUUCACUCACACUAACAAAAGAGAUCCAGUCGCUCAUUGCACCUGAUUCUCAGAGGAAAGGUGCCUGUCAGCACUAAUGGCUGAAGCUUGUCCCCUAACAGGCUGUGUUCCCCCACCCAUCCUCACUCUCAUUUUCUCUGUUUCUUUUGCUUUUUUAUUUUUUUUGCCUGAGGCAGCUGGGAAAGAGAUGCAGUGACAUGUUGAAACCGUGGGACUUGGAGCAGCACUGACACUGCUACUUUCAACGUGACUGACUUGUUUUCUAAACACCUGGUCUGGUGUUGUGUAAGAGAAUAGAGACAAAUAUCAUAGUAACAACGCCGAGCAACUGGUUUGUGCUUUGAAAGAUUUAUCUGAAGCAGGCGGUUCUGUCGUACCCAACGACGGGAGCGUCUAUUGCAACAGCUAGACUUGAAAAACCUGGCUUCCAUCUCUCGGGCUUUGUUUGACUUUAAGACGCUCCACUUUUCCCUUACAUGAAAACCAAUUUCAAGGUUGAGAAAGCUGAGAAUUUGGAAGGUAUUUCCAACUCACUUUCAGUGUUGAGGAGCUGAGGGCUGCAGAAAAGGUGCUAAACAUUAUGUACCUUUAAAUAAGCAAAAUAUACAGUGCAGUUCUUUUGGAAUGAUUUAAUCAACGGGGAACAAGUGUUUUGGAAUUUUAACAAAUGGAUAACAAAUGGAAAAUGCACAACUAUUAAAAACAAACAUGCUACUCCCAUUCUGUGAUACAAAGUUGAUUGGUACACUCUGACAGCAUGUUUUAAAUAUAAAACAUGCUGUCAGAAAUAAAACCUAAAACCUGCUACUGAAAUAUUGUCUCUCUCCCUGGAUAUUGAGCUGUUAGCAUGACUAUAUAGUCAUGCUAACAGCAACAGUGCCUUCAGUUUGAUUUCUACUACAGAUUAUUCCGGUAGAAGUCAGAAUCACAAUCCACAGCAACCAGACGUUCAAAACUACCACUCCAAAACAAUAUUGCUUGUUGGUAAAAAGUAAGCUGUUAUUUCUUUUCUAAGUCUGGGAGUAUGACUUUAUUUAAGCGUACAUCAUCCUGACUCACAGUCUCACUCUCAGUAAACUCCUAAAAGGUCGCAGAAAAUGAACUGGUAUUUUCUGAAGUCACAGUGAGUACAAAAUGUUUCCAAGGUAGGUACAAAUUAAUGCACUGUUCUGUAUUGACAGUCCUGCCGCAGACUAAAGGAACCAAUCAAUGAAGUCAUAUCAUCUGUUUUAGGAAAGAAGCAGAGUCUGUGUUAGCCAUCUGUAUCAGUCGCUGAAGGUUUCAAAUCAGUAGGAGCCAUCUUCUUAUUUCCUUUCAUUAAGGGUUUUCUUUUGUCUUAAAUGUAAUAUUGAAUUUUUUUUUUCUUUACGGGGGUUCCCUGAGUAUUUUGUAGGAACAUAUUAGUUUUCAUUUUUAAAAGGUUCAUGCAUCCAGAGAAGCAAUUUGAUCACCUUUUAUAUGUACUGUUAGUUUAUCCAAUACAUUGCUGUAAUUGCAUUAUUUUUGUUGGUCCCUCAAAUUUGUAUUAACUCAUUGAACAUUACUGAGACUUGGGCGAUACACAAAUGGAAAGAUCUUAGUUUUAGCUAUGCAUAUUAACCGAACAGUCAUAGGACGGCAAAAAUGUAUUACUUAGUUAGUACAUAUUUUUAUUUUUUGUAAAUACAAUAUAUAUUUCAAUGAACGUGCGCCAUGUAGUAAAAAAAAAAAGAGAAAACGCGGAUAGAUUUUUUUUUUUGUCAGUGUUGCCAGGUUUUUUAAACAAUAAAGCGUUUAAGACUGAAACUGUUGGAUCCUAAAGAAAAUUCCUUUAUCACAGAUGGUUCUUAACGAUAAGACAUGCUGGCUUUAGCCUCUAAUGCAUGCUGUGUUACGAGUUUAUUGAGAAUGAUAAUAAAACUGUGAACAUCAGCUUGAAGUCAGACAUGCUGGAAUUUGCAUGAUGCAUGACACAAGGUUGCAACGAAGGAC
Molecule: messenger RNA, 18337 nt
Organism: Gambusia affinis (western mosquitofish)
Lineage: Eukaryota; Metazoa; Chordata; Actinopteri; Cyprinodontiformes; Poeciliidae
Product: voltage-dependent T-type calcium channel subunit alpha-1I-like
Exons: 37
Coding region: 710-7756 (2348 amino acids)
Biological process (GO): membrane depolarization during action potential; calcium ion import; neuronal action potential
Cellular component (GO): voltage-gated sodium channel complex; neuron projection; voltage-gated calcium channel complex
Molecular function (GO): voltage-gated sodium channel activity; low voltage-gated calcium channel activity
Source: RefSeq, a predicted model, not a curated record